AUGUCUUUCAGUAGAGAAUCCGAUUCUAAACUCAAGUUCAAAACUUCGUCAAAACUGAAGGUCUGUGCGAGCUUCGAAGCGAUGAACUUGAAAGAUGAUUUACUCCGGGGCAUAUAUUCAUACGGAUUUGAAGCACCAUCAGCGAUUCAGUCGCGAGCCAUCACGCAAAUCAUUUCUGGUCGUGAUGUUAUUGCCCAGGCACAGUCAGGGACCGGUAAAACGGCAACGUUCACUAUUGGAAUGCUGCAAGUAAUAGAUUUUAAGUCCAAAGAACUGCAAAGUAUGGUACUGUCGCCCACGCGAGAACUAGCAAAGCAAAUUUCUCAGGUAGUGGGAAACCUGGGAGACUACAUGAAUAUCACAGCACACGCGGUCACUGGUGGAAGCAAGACAAUGCAGGGCGAAAACAAGAAGCUGACCCAUGGUUGCCAUGUAGUGAGUGGCACUCCUGGGCGUGUGCUUGAUCUGAUCAAAAGACGCAUCUUGAAUACGAGACAUUUGAAACUACUGGUGUUGGACGAAGCAGAUGAGUUGCUAAGCGAGACGCUGGGGUUCAAAAAUCAAAUUUACGAUAUUUUUGCCAAACUGCCGAGAUCCGUCCAGGUGGUGGUGGUAAGCGCUACAAUGAGCAGAGAUAUUCUUGAGAUCACCAGAAAGUUUAUGAACGAUCCCGUGAAAAUCCUCGUCAAGCAAAACGAGAUUUCCCUCGAGGGUAUCCAGCAAUUCCACGUUAAUGUGGACCGCGAAGAGUGGAAAUUUGACACCUUGUGCGACUUGUACGAUUCCCUCACAAUCACCCAGUGUGUGAUUUUCUGCAAUACGAAAAAAGUCGUGGACUGGCUAUCAACAAAGCUGGCUCAAGCCAAUUUCGCGGUAUCUGCGAUGCACGGCGACAUGAAGCAAGAAGACCGCGACCGGGUGAUGAACGAUUUUCGAUCAGGUAACUCGCGCGUUCUCAUAUCCACAGACGUUUGGGCUCGUGGGAUCGAUGUACAACAGGUGUCCUUGGUGAUCAACUACGAUUUACCAGAGCUUUUGGAGAACUACAUUCACCGUAUUGGCCGUAGUGGCAGAUUUGGACGCAAAGGUGUGGCUAUCAAUUUCAUAACCCGAGACGAUCACAAACGGUUGCACGAAAUAGAAGCCCAUUACAGUGUCAAGAUCCGCGCCAUGCCAGCCAAUCUACGAGAUUUGACGUAG
Messenger RNA from Lachancea sp. 'fantastica', 1200 nucleotides. The record is from the annotation of a GenBank genome assembly. NCBI's taxonomy places the organism in Eukaryota, Fungi, Ascomycota, Saccharomycetes, Saccharomycetales, Saccharomycetaceae.